AUGGAGAAAAAGCGAGCUCACACACUCUAUAAGUGUUCGAGGUCCCCCUAUGACUACUCAGCUUUUUCCAAACUUCGUGCUAAAUACAAGCACCAAUCUAAAAUAGACUACCAGUCUUAUAUAAAAAAUACCAAAAACUCGUUCAAUCGCAAUCCCUCACUAUUUUGGAAAUCUAUUAAAAAUUUAAACCAAAAAAACACAGUACCACAGUACACUCUACGCUGGAACAGUGAUACGGUUGAUAAUCCUCUGGGUUCGGCUAACCUAUUCUCUAAGUACUUUUAUUAUAUGUAUAACAACUCUAUUUCUUCGCCCGUCAAUAUUUCUAAUACUAAUAUUAUUCCGUAUGAACUUCCUUCUAAUUGCCACUUCAAACUCGACGAUGUACAACUUGCACUCAACUCUUUAAAAAACACCAACUCUAAUGGCCCAGACGGGAUUUCAGCAUGUUUACUUUUUAAUUGUCAAGAUUCUAUUGUCUAUCCUUUUUUCCUACUCUUUGGGCUAUCUCUUGUAAGGGUAUCUUUCCAGCUGCUUGGAAAACAUGUUCUGUCACCCCUGUUUUUAAAUCUGGAGAUCCCUCGUUCGUUUCUAAUUACAGGCCUAUUUCCAUCCUACCACACAUUUCUAAAAUGUUUGAGUCCAUCGUAUACUCCUCGAUCAAAAGAAGUCUUAACCAUAUUCUUAUAG
Messenger RNA from Macrosiphum euphorbiae (potato aphid), 690 nucleotides. The record is from the annotation of a GenBank genome assembly. NCBI's taxonomy places the organism in Eukaryota, Metazoa, Arthropoda, Insecta, Hemiptera, Aphididae.